This is a messenger RNA of Spinacia oleracea (spinach), 1487 nucleotides long. RefSeq names its product protein FAR1-RELATED SEQUENCE 5-like. The record is from RefSeq and is a predicted model, not a curated record. Lineage: Eukaryota; Viridiplantae; Streptophyta; Magnoliopsida; Caryophyllales; Amaranthaceae. Gene Ontology annotation, molecular function: zinc ion binding. Bases 99 to 1376 code for a protein of 425 amino acids. The transcript is spliced from 3 exons.
UAGACCAUCACAAGUCUUGCAUAACAUUUGGGGUUGGUUUACUUUCUAAAGAAGAUGCUCAAUCAUUUGAAUGGCUUUUUAGGACUUUCCUUAAUGCUAUGGGAAAUUGUGAGCCUAGAUAUUUGAUAACCGAUCAAGAUCCGGCAAUGAAAGUUGCCAUAAAUGAGGUGUUUGUUAACACUCGCCACCGACUUUGUUUGUGGCAUAUAAUGAAAAAAGUUCCUGAAAAAGUAGGCCCUGAGCUCAAACAAGAUGAAGAUUUUCUUAAGUUGUUAAAUGAGUGUGUGUGGGACAUGGAACAAGAAUCCGAGGAAUUUGAAGCUACUUGGAACUCGCUUAUGGUUCAAUAUAACCUUGUGGAGAAUGGUUGGUUCCAACAUAUGUUUUCAAUAAGAGAACAUUGGAUACCAUGCUACUUUAGAGAUCUCAGGUUAGGAGGCAUUUUAAGAACUACCUCUAGAUCAGAAAGUGAGAAUAGUUUUUUCAAUAAUUUCACCAAUCCGCAUGUGACACUUGUAGAAUUCUGCAUGCGUUUUGAAAGUGCAAUGGAUGCACAAAGGCACAAGCAAGAUAAGCUAAAUACAGAAUCCAUUCACUCUGUUCCUCAAUUUAUAACUCCAUUGCCUUUGGAGAAACAUGCAGCUGAGGUGUAUACCAGAAAAAUGUUCUACAUGUUCCAGGAUGAGGUGUACAAGGCUUGUUUCAGAUGUGGGAUUAGUUCUAUUAGAAUGGAAGAAAAUAUUGAAAUCGCACAAGUCAUGGACCAUUCUCGACAGAAAACAAGUAAGGUAACAUUUAAUUCUGGAAAUCUCAUGACAUCAUGUUCUUGCAAAUUGUUUGAGAGAUUGGGGAUUUUAUGUAAACAUGCAAUAUGUGUUUUAAAUGCAAGACAAGUUACAAAGAUUCCAGAGUACUACAUUCUUGAUCGAUGGACAAAAGAGGCAACCAAAAGGCCAAUUUUUGAUAUGCAUGGUAACUUCCUUGAAGAAUGUAGGAAGAUGAACACAACAACUAAAAUGUUAGGGGAAGUCUGGUCGGAGAUUUUUAACUAUGUAGGCCUUGCAGAGGGAAAUGAGGAAAAUUUGCAACAAUUUCUCGAUAAUCUUAGAGAUUUUAGUAAGAAUUUGGUAGAAAAAGGAAAGUGUGUGCCAAUGACAAAAACUCAAGAGAUGGAGCUUUUUGUUGGUCCUAGUGCGUCUUCUAACCUCAAUAUCCAAAAUCCAAUACCAUCAAAGAAUAAAGGCAAGAGACAUAGAAUAGUAGGAGAAAAGGAGGCAGCAAUUGAGCAAAGUCAGAAACCCAAAAGAAAAUGUAAAGCUUGUGGGGCAUAUGAUUAUCACGACAGUCGUAACUGCCCGAACAAAACUACAACCUAAGCAAGCCUACUAGAUGAUAGGGUAACCUUGUUUUCACAAUGCCCCAACUUACAAACCCCUCUCAAAUCUCCUGUCUGGUUUAAUCUGAUGCCACAACAUCAACAUCAACAU